AGGGAAGAAAGGCGGAAGGUCGCGACGUGGGGAAGAGUCAGAAGAGGAAGAUGAUGAGGAUGAUGAGGAGGAAGAUGAUGAAGAUGACGAUAGCAGAUCCAAAAAGAAAUCCAGAGAUGAUCGCCACCGACAGAAGGGAGGGAAAUCUGAUGUAGACGAUAAGAAAAAGAAAGGGAGGAAGAAAGACGGUACCCCGUCAAUCCCAAUUAGGGAUAUCCCCAGAAAAGGCUUAAAAAACAUGUCCAGGAUGUUCAUGAAGUUCUCUGGCUUCAAGAGGCGCAGAAACAGCAGGAAAAAGUUGAAAAGUACUUCACGUUUGUUCCUUGGACUGGGCAAGAGAAAGAGCCGACUGGCUAAGAAGAAACGCCGGAAGUCUGUGCAGAACGCUUCUCGAUUCAUGAUGAAGUUUAAGGCCAGCAAAAAGAAAAAAAAGGAGACCAAACAAAAGGCGGCAGGCAAUGGGAAGAAGCCAACCUAUAUGUUGCUCCGUUUGGGAGGGAAUGACUCAACACAAAAAGCAGGCUUUUUUAAAGGGUUAUUUGGGAAAAAAGACAAUGAUGGCCCAGCUGAAGGCUUCAAGAACAGAGGGUUUUUGCUGGGUAGGGUUGCAGCUGCCACUAACUGGUUGACGAAACGUUUUCUGUCUAGUAAAAUGAAAGGAAAUUCAAGAUCCCGUCGCUUUGGAGGAAGCAGAUCACACAGAGGUUAUCUCCAGGGUUAUCAUAAUGAUGGAUAUGAACAUGACGAGGGGGCAUAUGGAUACGACCAACAUCGGGCAACUUAUGGAGGCUAUGGUUAUGAUGGAUAUGGAGAUAAUGCUUCUGCUGCAUAUAGAGGCCAUGGUCAGUUUGAUUACUAUGAUAAUGGAGUAGGGGCAGCAGACUAUCAGGACUUAGGCUACUAUGAGGGAGAAGGGCUCUAUGAUUCCGCUGCAGAAUAUUAUCAAAGUGGCCUCUAUGCUGAUGGUAUGGGGGACUACUAUUCCUCUGCCCAAGACUACUACAACAAUCAGGAAGUUGAUUAUUAUGGUUACCAGCAACAACAACCAAUGGCAGCAUAUGGUGAUGAAAAUUUAGACUAUUAUGCCUUAAUGGGUGAGGACCAUAUCCAUGGAGGUGAAUUAGGUGCAUACCUAGACCCUCAUUCUCAGGGUUACUAUGAUCAAAAUGGUCAAGGACUGUACUACAAUGACGUACAAGCGGGAUACUAUGGCAAUGAGGAGGCAGGCAUUUAUGAAAAUCCCUAUGUAACACCAAUGGGAAUACAAGGCGGAUUUUCACAAGACUAUCAGCUUAGCUACAGUGAUGCUGGCGUGCCCUACCAAGACUACAGCGCACAGCAGGCCGUAGGAUUCUCACCAGGAAGCCAACAGGUCUAUGGCAUUGGAGUGCAAGGGAUGGAUCCAGUGCAAGGUCUGUAUGCAGAUCAAUAUGGAGCCCAGUUAGAACAGUAUGGGGAUGAUAGUGGGAUUCAGGGAGGAGACAUAACAUUCAGAGUUCCCAGGCCUCAAGUGCGCCUAUUUGGUAAAGAGCCUCUAGAUGUGCCUUUGCCACCUCCGCCUACCUUGCCACCUGAUCCAGAAUUUGAAGGCAUGUCCGAAAUCCAGUAUGAAGACCAAAUACCUCUUUCACCUGCUCAACAUCCUGACAUGAUGUCAAUGCAACAAAUGGCAAUGUCCCCACAACAAAUGUUGACAGUUCCUCAAGAACAAAUGAUGAUGCCUGGUCAACUACAAGCUGUUAUGCUUCCUCAAGAACAAAUGAUGUCCCCAGAGAUGAUGUCACAGCAACAAAUGAUGUCCCCACAGCAGCAGAUGAUGUUACAACAACAGAUCAUGCCACAAGAACAGAGCAUGUCCCCCCAAAUGAUGCCAGCACAGAUUAUGUCACCGCAACAGAUGAUGACCCCACACCCCCAAAUGAUACCACCUCAGCAACAGAUUUCCCAACAAAUGAUGUCACCCGAGCAACAGAUGUUGUCACAACAAAUGAUGUCAGCACAGCAACAGAUGAUGGCGCCACAAAUGUUCUCACCACAGCAAAUGAUGGAAGACCAGAUGAUGAUGCCACAGCAGCAAGCUUAUAGUCUACCUACAAUCCCGACUCCAACGGCUAUGAUUAUAAAGCAGGCAGGUAUGUCUCCGCUUCCUGGUCGGCGCCUGCAGCCCUCUCCGACUCCAUCCCGCCGCUCUGUCAUCUUGCCCUCCCCUCAGAUGCAACGUCAUCCCCCUGUCAUGGCUUCUCCAGUUCCAUCUCCGAUGCAUUCACAUAGACGAAGCCCCUCUCCACAGCCAUCCAUAAGAAGUGGGUUUGUUCCUGCUCAAAGAUCUCCCUCCAUUAUGUCAAGGCGUUUAUCUCCUCCAUCCUCCCCCAUGGCAUCCCCUCUUACUCGCCGCCGAAUGCAGCCUCAGAGAGUGCGGUCUCCUCCAGCUCGAAGACCAUCACCACCUCAUUCUCCUCGUACCUCCAUGAUACGGCGCAGUCCUCCACCCUCACCUAGAGCAUCAAUGAGGCGACGCUCUCCACCAUCUUCUCCUCGUGCAUCCAUGAGGAUGCGAAGUCCUCCAGCUUCACCUAUUCCCGCUCGUAGCCCAAUUAGAGGACGAAAGAUUCCAAGGCCAGCAUCUCCUCCCCUCUCACCGGGCUAUGCAUCUCCACGUCUUUCACCACAGCUCACUAGAAGACUGGGUCCCUCUCCGUCUCCUUCACAUCGCAGUUUUUCUCCUGCUGGACCUCAACCUGCUCCAUCAUCGUCAACCCUCUCCCGUCGAUCAACUCGCUUGCUAAGGGAACCUACCCCCUUAGCCAGGCCUAGGAUGGGGGGUAAUGUUCCCUUAGGUACUGUCAGGCCAUCUCCUAUGGGCCUCCGUGGCCGUCCAGUGCCACCCCCCACCCAGAACGUUCGCCCAUUCCGUGCCUCUUCUAUUCAUAGUAACAGAUCUUCUGUUCUAACUGUGGACUCUUCUCUUUACUCCUCCCCUUUUCAAUCCCCUCAUAUGGUCCACCGUGUUCCCCUGGGAAGGAGAGAAUCUGGUCAUUUUCCUCCUCGCCCUGUGGCUCGGGGACGUCCUCUCAUGGUCCAACAGUCCAUGAGAAGCAGACCUCCCUCCUCCCCACAGCCCUCUCUUAAACCUAUGCCACAUCUUACAUCCCCACGUCUCUCUCAACGACUUUCCCGUCAUUCCUCUCCUCUCCUGCCUCCUCGAGCUGCUCAUCCACCAACUUAUGUGCCGGAGACCAAUCUUUAUCCUGAUGCCUAUACUGACCAUUCUCCUCAGUUUUUUGCACCUGCUUCUCCCAUGUUAUCUGGAGCUCUGCAAAACCAGGCCAUUCGUGAUGCAUCUUAUUUCUCCCCACUGCAGAGACCAGUGUCUCCUUAUGAACAGCCAAUGAUUCCUUCUUCUCCCAUGCUGACUGGAGCUCUGCAAAACCAGGCCAUUCGCGAUGCAUCUUAUUCCUCCCCACUGCAGAGACCAGUGUCUCCUUAUGAACAGCCAAUGAUUCCUUCUUCUCCCAUGCUGUCUGGAGCUCUGCAAAACCAGGCCAUUCGUGAUGCAUCUUAUUCCUCCCCACUGCAGAGACCAGUGUCUCCUUAUGAACAGCCAAUGAUUCCUUCUUCUCCCAUGCUAUCUGGAGCUCUGCAAAACCAAGCCAUUCGCGAUGCAUCCUAUUCCUCCCCACUGCAGAGACCAGUGUCCCCCUAUGAACAGCCUAUGGUUCAUUCUUCCCCCAUGCUGUCUGGAGCUCUGCAAAACCAGACCAUUCGUGACGCAUCCUAUUCCUCCCCGUUGCAGAGACCAGUGUCCCCCUAUGAACAGCCUAUGGUUCAUUCUUCCCCCAUGCUGUCUGGAGCUCUGCAAAACCAGACCAUUCGUGACGCAUCCUAUUCCUCCCCGCUGCAGAGACCAAUAUCUCCUUAUGAACAACCUAUGGUUCCUUCUUCUCCUAUGUUGUCUGGAGCUUUGCAAAAUCAGGCAGUGAGAGAAACAUCUUAUAUGUCUCCCCUUCAAAUGCCUCAGUCCUCAUAUGGUCCAUCUGCACCAUCGUCACCCAUGCUAUCUGGAGCCAUGAGACAUAGUCAGGCACUAAGAGGUGUGGCUUCAUAUCAAACACCCUCCCUCCAUUCCCCAUAUGGGCCAACUGUGGUAACUCCAUAUGAUUAUAUUGCUGAACCAGGCCCAGCACCUUUGCUGCAUGAUGCCCUGCAGAAUCGAGCAACUGUACAGGGUGUCUCAUCUUUAAGGACCCCAAUGAUGCCACGCCGGAAUUCUUAUGCACCCACUUCACCCCAGCUGCAGCAUGCACUACAACAGAAUCCAAACCUUCGCCAAGCAUCUUAUCGGAUGCCUCUACAACUCACACACUCCCCAUAUGGUCCACCACCACCCUCUUCACCACUGCUUGGAAAUGCCCUGCAAAAUCAACAGUUGAUGCAGGCAUCAUACCGUCUGCCCGACGGAACACUGGUGUCACCAUAUGCUGAUCCACGUUCCUCUCCAUUGCUUGGCAGUGCCCUGCAAAACCAACAAGUCCGUGGAGCCUCAUAUAGAUUGCCAGAUGGAUCAAUUAUCAGGGACCCACGUAUUCCCCAGUCUCCUAACCUUUCCAGAGCUCUUCAGAACCAGAAUCUUAAGACUGCAUCCUACACCCUCCCUGAUGGAUCCAUCAUAGACCCUAGACAUCAAAAGCCCAUUUCUCCAAACUUAGCGAAUGCCCUGAACAAUCCAGCACUGCGUGAAGCCUCCUAUUCUCUCCCUGAUGGGACCAUUGUGAUUGAUCCCAGGAAACCAAAGUCCCCAAACCUUGCAGCAGCUCUUCAGAACCCUUACCUUAAAAGUGCAUCUUACACCCUACCUGAUGGUACGAUCAUCAUUGAUCCACGUAAGCCUGUGUCUCCAAACCUAUCUAGAGCCCUUGAAAACCCUGCACUACGUAAUGCUUCGUACAAGUUACCAGAAGGGACAGUGGUCACCAACCCCAACGCACCUGUAUCACCAAAUCUGGCAAAGGCUCUAAAUAACCCAGCCUUGAAGGGAGUUACCUACACUCUCCCAGAUGGAACUAUUAUCGUGGACCCAAGAAAGCCAAAGAGUCCAACACUGACAGCUGCUCUGCAAAACCCCUAUCUAAAGAGUGCCUCCUACACCCUGCCUGAUGGAACCAUCAUCAUUGAUCCACGAAAACCAACUGGCCCUGACCUGUCUAGAGCUCUUGCUAAUGAGAACAUGCGGCAUGCAUCAUAUCGGCUUCCUGAUGGUACCCUGAUUAUCCCGGGACAAAAGCCUAACCUUUCAUCGGCUCUAAGGCAGAACAUGGCGCUACGAUCUACAGGUCUCUAUCAUCUUUCAGACGAUUCUGUACUGUCAGGGGCACCCAAACCCACUCCUCCCAAUGUCGCCUCUGUGCUGCAGAAGGGGGAACUCAGUGCUUUCAAUUACAGACUGCCAGAUGGUUCUCUGCUCACACGUCGAUUCCACAACCCUAGUCUGUCUGAUGCAGUCCAGAAUCAGCAGCUUCGAUAUGCCUCAUACCGGGUGCCAACAGCACUGUAUGGUGAAGAUGGCCGCUAUGCUCCGGCGCCUCCAUAUGGGCCACACUCGGGCCACUGGGCCAAGAAUGCCCGAGCAGGAGGGGAUGGAGGGGAAGACGUGUGGGCAGCUGAGAGGGUUUUGCCACAUGGCACACUUCAGAACCUGUCAAAGUGGUCAAUGUACCGAGAUGAUGGGGUGUUGGAAGGCUACUUGCCCACGGCAUUGAAUGUACGUGGGCAAGUUAAGGAUACAGAAUGGACUCCAGACAGAGAGCAAAUACCUGGUCAACGCUGGUAUGACAAGAUCUAUUCCAUCCUGAGCAUGCCCACAACAAGCCACAGGGUGAAACGCUGGGCAGAGGGAAUGGAAGAUAUGACACAGCUGCCGGAGCUGAAUGAGACCACUGUUCUGAUGAACUUGAAAAAGCGCUACGAUCAAGAACUCCUAUACACCUACAUUGGCAGCAUCCUUGUGUCUGUAAAUCCCUACAAGUUGCUCAACAUUUAUGGCACAGACGUGGUACUACAAUAUGAAAGUCGCAGCCUGAGUGACAACCCUCCUCAUAUUUUUGCCAUUGCUAAUCUCUCGUAUACCACCAUGAUGGAUGCCAAAAAGGACCAGUGUAUUGUUAUCAGCGGAGAAAGUGGAUCAGGAAAGACUGAAGCUACAAAACUGAUCCUGCGCUACCUGACGGCCAUACAUCACAAACGCAACGUCUCACAACAGAUAGAGAUUCUAGAGGCCACACCCCUGUUGGAAUCUUUUGGGAAUGCCAAAACGGUGCGAAAUGACAACUCAUCACGCUUUGGCAAAUUCACCCAGGUCUACAUGCAGGAGGGUGUAAUCAGCGGUGCCAUAACGUCUCAGUACCUGUUGGAGAAGUCUCGCAUUGUCUUUCAGGCCAAAUCUGAGAGGAACUAUCACAUCUUCUAUGAGAUGCUGGCAGGUCUUCCUCCUAAUGAGAAACACUCACUGUAUCUGCAGGAAGCUGAAACUUACUACUAUCUAAAUCAGAAACACUACGCUGGCAAGGUCACCUACCAGGUGCACAAGUUCUUGGAUAAGAACUUCGACAUGGUCCGCCAGGAUCUCUUGGACCUCUUCAUCCAGAGCAAGAACAGAAUGGUGUCCAGCCUCUUCAUGAAGUACUCUGAGAGUGUGUCUCAGCAGCGGUCUAACAUGCGGCGUGGCAGCACGGCUCGUCGUUACCAGGCCAAUACGGUCAGCGCCAAGUUCCAGAUCAGCCUACAGGAGCUUGUGGAGAAGAUGGAAAGGUGUAACCCUUAUUUUGUGCGAUGCAUCAAGCCAAACCAUCAUAAGGAGCCAGGAGUGUUUGAUGUGGAUCUGGUAAACACUCAGCUGCAUUAUUCUGGAAUUAUGGAAACUAUUCAAAUCAAGAAGGAUGGUUAUCCAUAUAGACUGCCCUUUCACAGCUUCCUGCUCAGGUAUAAAUGUCUGCUUUGCAUGAAUGAUCCUCCACCAGCAGAUGGACAAAACUGUGUGAUGAUGCUGCAUAAGCUCUGUCCUGUGAAGACUGGCUCCUAUCAGCUGGGAGUCAGCAAAAUUUUCCUUAGAGAGGAGCUGUAUCAGCUUUUGGAGGGGAAGCGCGACCGCGUGCUACACAUCGCUGCCAUGACGCUACAAAGAUACACUCAAAUGUGUUUUGUCAGGAAGAAAUUCACCAAAUUCCGACGCUGUGUGGACCAAUUUGAAGCUCGCUGCAGAGGCUACCUGGCCAGAAAAAAGUUUGUUCUGAGGAGAAAGUACCUCAUAAGGUUCCGCUCAGCAGUGCUGCUCAUCGUUAACCGGCAGCGCUACAUGAGGACAGUGGUGAAGCCGAUGAGGAAGGCGGAGGAGGAUCGCAUCAACAGAGAGGUGGUGAAUGUGACAACACUGCCAAUCCCUGCAGAGCUGGCAGCACUGCUGCAGGCUGUCUCAGGUGGCUCAGAGCUUCAUUCUGACUGCUUAGCAGUGGUUCAAGCCCCAAAGGUUCAAGUCGACCCCCAGCUGACCUUGCCCCUGGAUGUCAACAACUACCUCAUGACGCACUAUAUCCGAGCCAUAUUCAGGGAGCCAGCGUUCGGGAUGCUCACAGCCCCACUGGAGAACUCUCUCACCAGAAUGGAUGAUGAGUUUAAAGAAGGAGCCCUGAAUGUUUUCAGCCUGAUACUGAGGUUCAUGGGGGAUCCAAACCUAAACGGCGCUCAAGAGAACCUGUUUGGGAACUACAUCAUCCAGAGAGGACUUGCCAACCGCGGCCUCCGAGAUGAGAUCUUUGCUCAGGUGGCCAAUCAGGUGUGGCGGAACCCUAACAUUUUGAAUUCAGAACGAGGCUGGCUCCUUCUGUCCUCCUGUCUCUCUGCCUUCCUGCCCUCUCAAAGAAUGACCAAAUAUCUGCUCAAAUUUGUUUCUGAUUACGGGCCAGAAGGCUAUGAUUGCGUGUGUCAGCACCGUCUCCUCCAGGGUCUGCAGCGGCUCAAUGUUGGGCCCGAAUACACCCGCACAUACCCACCCUGUCUGUUAGAAUGGACCGCCAAUCGCAAGAGAGCUCACACUGUCCUGCACGUGCAUUGCUUUGAUAGUGUUUCCUUUCUCUGUCCGGUCCAUUCUUGGACAACAGGAGAAGACAUGGGCAAAGACAUCUUACUGCACAGGGGUGUGGUUGAGGGACGUCAAGGCUGGUCAGUGCUCCUGAAAGAGCCGGCACAGUGGGUGGAGCUGGAGGGAUCCGACUACGUGCUAGACUUAAUGUCAGACCUGGAGCUUCCUGCUGACUUCCCCAAACAUACCAGUUAUUUCAUCAUUUCUGCACAGGAGUUUGCCAAAGUGCGGCCCAAUGCCAGCAUAAGCCUGUUGGGUGGUGGGUUUGAUAAGAAUGGUGAUGUCAUAUCUUCAACAAUACCUGGUUUCGAAGGACUCCCAAACCAAGAUUUGGAGCCUCAGAGAGGGAUGGAUCAUUAUCUUGACAGCCUGUUUGAUCCUGUGCUGUCUGAUGGAACUGGGGAUGUAGAAUCUGCUGCAGGACUAUCCAGCAGAAUGCGAGGAGCCGGUGGAGUCGGCCGAGGGUGGCAUGACCCACAGCCAGGACAGUCGUCUGGACCCCCACCUCCGCCUGGAGCUGUGAGAGUGCUUCCUGUGGGAGGUGUGAUGUCACCUCCUGUUGCUGCGGUGGCACCUGUAACACCUGAUGCCCAGCAGAAUGUUUUGGCCCAGCAGCAGCAGACUAUCAUCAACCAGCAGGCUGUCAUCGUGGCUCAACAGAUGACUAUGCAAGCUAUGGCCAUGGCCACCAGUCCAUUGUCCAGUCCUCCUACUUCUCCCAUCACAAGCCCUCCCAUGAGUCCUCUUUCCCACUAUCCUCCCAUCUCAUACACCCCCGCCAGCCCCUAUGCAGUGCUACCCCCCAGCCCGUAUGCCAAUAUCCCUCUGAGCCCCUACGCUAACUUUACUCCGACUACUUAUGCCACAGUAGACGUGCCACCCAGCCCCUAUCCUCCAAUUACUCGGCAGGAACAGUCUCCACCGCAGCCUGAAGCUCAACCCAACACCCAGCCACAGCGUCACGUCCCCAACCCACUGGAUCAGCCAAGCUCCUCCACAGCGGACAAACAUGAGUCCCCACAAACUAAAGCUAACAAGCCUGCACAGGUAAAGUCAGGUGAAGACAGCAUUCCUCGGAGGAAAGCUCCCGGCAUUCCCAUAAACAAAGAUAAACCAGCCAAGAAAUUUGCCCCAGUGGUGACAACUCCUCCACCCCCUGCUGGAGAGGUGGUGAAACACUCAGCUCGUUCUGCAGAGACCAUCAUUCCCAGCCAAGAUAUCAAAGAAAUCAUCAGACGCUAUGAUACUCCACCUCCACCACCAGAUCCACUGCCACCCGGCAAGAGGAGACAGGAGGGUAAGUUUAAGAAGACACAGACCGCUCGUGAUGAAGCUUUACAGAUCCUCAAACCUCAGAUGGAAAACCCUCCGGCGCCACAGCCCAAACAUCCUGCUGCCCCCUCACCUUCUGCAUCCGUGGUCAAAGAGGCAGGGUUUAAACCCACCAAGACCACGAAGUCCAGAGCACGUGACCUCCCCGUUCCUCCUCCAGUUUCUCGAGAGCUUCCAGUGGAGACAGAAACCACCCAGACACAACUUCAUCAAAGCACCAAUGAGGAGCACUACACAUACACCAACGUUCCAUGGAGACUGUACCUCAGGAAGGAGGUUUUCUACCCUAAAGAUAGCUUCAACAAUCCAUUGGUGUUGGACCUCAUUUUCAAACAGAUCGUGAAUGACACUCUCACAGAGUCGUGCGUUCGCAUCACCCGAGAAGAAAGGCAGAAAAUGAAAGCUCUAUUUGCUAAGCACAGUGUUGAACAGAACAUGGAUCCAGUGGAGGAUCCCGUGAAGAAAACCAUCGUCACGGCAGCCAGGGAGACCUGGGAAAUCUACUUUUCUCGACUAUUCCCUGCUUCCGGGAGUGUAGGAACAGGAGUCCAGGUGUUGUCGGUGUCCCACAGCGGCAUUAAGCUGUUAAAGACUGUGAAGAGCAGCGCCGCAGCUCCAGACUACUUCAGAGUCCUACGACCGUACACUUAUGCAGACAUCCUGUUUGUUACCAUCCCGUCUGAGAACAUGCUGGAGUUCAACCUGACCAACGAGAAGCUUAUCCUCUUCUCGGCCAAAGCACCACAAGUAAAACAUCUUGUCGACACCUUCAUCAGUGAGAUCAAAAAGGAUUCAGACUACGUGAUCGCAGAGCGUAAUUUCGUAACAGACGACCACUCAAUGCUCAGUUUCCACAAAGGUGACAUCAUCAGGCUGCAAGUGAUGGAUGGGCUGGGAAAAGGUUACAGCUACGGCUCUGUGGUGAGAAAAAAAGUUGUGUUUUUGGAGGAGCUGAAGCAAGACACUCGAGACUUUGGUUGGAAGUUUGGGGCAGUGUUCGGCCGGUCUGGUGCUUUCCCAACAGAGUGCGUUCACCCCGUUGCACCCCCUGACUUCCUUUCCCUGCCACUUGACCGUAAAGCAGAGCCACGAGGAGGAGCGGGUCAGUUUGCUGCAUCAUCAGCCAUUGCGGUUGCUGUGGCGUCCACCAUGGCCGCGCAUGAGAUCGACCAAACUCUGGAGAAGGUUUCACUUGAUGGCUUCACUGACAGAGAGCUGGACGAGAGGACUCUGCAGGACACUAAAUACGACAUGCUGGAGUUUGCUAAGAAGUACUUCAGACAGAGAUAUUCCCUCAAGAGCAAGAACAGAGAUUCCAGGGAACCUGCUGAAAUGAUCAAGUUCUCCAAGACUCCCCUGUCUGUGUCUCUGAUAGAUUUUACAGAUACGACUAUGAACAGAGUGGCAGCUGAUCUCUUCCUGUCGGUGAUGCGCUUCAUGGGUGACUCUCCAUUAAGAGGACUGACAGAACAGGAAGUGGUCAGCACUUUCCUCAAGCUCAUUGGGGAGUUCUCUUUGAUGAGGGACGAGGGAUAUUGCCAAAUCCUCAAACAGCUCACUGCGAACACCAGCUCCAAACUGGACAGCUGCCAGCGGGGCUGGAGGCUGCUGUACAUCCUGACCUCUUUCCACCGCUGCUCUGAAGUCCUCAAACCCUUUCUGGUGAAAUUCCUGCAGCAGGCUUCUCGCGGUGCCGGCGCGCAGUAUCAGGGCAUAGCUAAAGCAUGUGAGCAAAACCUGAAGAAGACUUUCCAGUACGGUGGACGUAUUGUCCCACCGAACAGUAUGGAGCUCAAGGCCAUGAUGGCGGGACGUAGUUCCAAACGCCAGCUGUUCCUGUUCCCCGGAGGCAUCGAACGACAUGUGAAAAUCAAAACAUGCACGGUUGCUCUGGAAGUGAUUGAAGAACUGUGUUAUGAGAUGAGUUUGCACAGACUGGAAGCCAUGGAAGAAUACGCCAUAUUCGUGGUCACCAAUAGAGGUCAGAAUGUGCGUCCUCUGAACAGGCACGAGUACAUUCUAGAUGUUGCCAGUGAAGCAGAGUCAGUAGACACCAGCUACAGUUUUUGGUUCAGACGGGUCGUCUGGACUCAACCGCUCAAGUUUGACAAUGAGCUCUGUGUUGCUAUGCACUACAACCAGCUCCUACCUGACUACCGUAAAGGUCUCCUAAAUGUUCUUCCACAAGGCAAAGUGAGCGAUCAGCAGUUCCACCAGAUCUCCAAACUGGCAGCUUUACAGCACCGAGCCAACGACAUCGUCUUCAUCCCCAGCAUACAUGAGUUAUCGGAGUAUAUCGCCGCACCUCUGUUCAAAAAGCAGCCUCCCCAACAGUGGGUUACAAUGGUGACGCAGCACAUGCAGCAAGUACAGACCCUGAGCCCACAUCAGGCCAGAGCACAAUUUCUGGGCCUGGUCAGCGUGUUCCCCAUGUUUGGCUCCUCCUUCUUCUACAUCCACAGCAGCAGUUCCACCACUUUCUACGCCCCAUGUAUUGUUGCUGUCAAUCAAAAUGGUCUCCAUUUCCUGCACAAAAAUACACACGAGACCAUGGCGGUGGUCCCCCUGGGGGAGGUACAGUCCAGCCGCACCCAGAGGCCCACCGCUGGCAGUAGUUACCCGUACGUAGACCUCACCCUCGGGGAUGUGAACACACAACGGGUCAUUCAGAUGCAGUUGGAGCAGGGGCUGGAGCUGUGCCGAGUCAUCGCCAUGCAGGUGGAAAACAUGAUGUCUGCGCGGGAGAAGAGACUCACGCUGCCACCCAGUGAAAUCACCAUGUUAUAGCACGUGCACGCUUUACUGAACACACGUGCAAUUGUGCAUGCAGAUGCACAUGAAGUAGUGUACUA
Thalassophryne amazonica is the source of this 12315-nucleotide messenger RNA. It is a transcript of the gene myo15ab, whose product is annotated as myosin XVAb. Gene Ontology annotation, cellular component: cytoskeleton; myosin complex. The record is from RefSeq and is a predicted model, not a curated record. Gene Ontology annotation, molecular function: ATP binding; cytoskeletal motor activity; protein binding. Lineage: Eukaryota; Metazoa; Chordata; Actinopteri; Batrachoidiformes; Batrachoididae.